AAGCGCCGCACAGCAGCCACAUCCCUUUGUCGGACCCGUACAUGCUGCUUCAGUCAGCUACAGCAGUUGUGUAGUGCUGAGUACUCUCAUUGCUGCUCGCGAGAGAAUCUGCCAAUUGCGUCUGCCAGCGGAAAAGCCUCCAUUCCAGCGAUCCCAACGGCACACAGGAAAGGAAAGGAAAGGAAAGGAAAGGAAAGGAAAGGAGAUACAGUUUAGGGUGGAGGUGCGGCGUCCAAUAGCCAGGAGACGAACGGAGGCGAGGCAAGAUGGGGGAGGAGUCGAGCAAGGCGAUGCUGCGGGUCACUGGCGUGAUUGCCCAGUACUGGGUCGUGAGCAUCUCCUUGGUGUACAUCAACAAGUUUAUCUUGUCGGAACAAUCGGCGCCAAUUUUCAUCACCUGGUCACAGUGCAUCGUGACAUGCGUCAUCUGCUGGGUGUGCGGGGCCCUGGGGGAGAAGAUGCGCGAGACGCAGAGCGGCGCGACGAGGGAGAAGGCCGAGGAGGGGGGUCACGCGGUCGGGAAGCCGUCACCGGACUCUUCCUUCCUUGCGGGAUUCCCGAAGGCGCGGUACGACCGAGACGCGGCGAUCAAGGUGUUGCCGCUGUCGAUGAUAUUCGUGCUCAUGAUCCUGUCCAACCAGCUCACGCUCAAGUACGUCGAGGUGUCCUUCUACAACGUGGCUAGGUCGCUGACUAUCGUGUUCAACGCGAUUUUCAGCGUAAUGAUUCUUGGUUCCGUGGUUAGCUGCCGCACCAUCGCCUGCCUGGCGGUCGUCAUUACAGGUUUCAUAGUAGGCUGCGAGGGGGAGGUGCAGCUCUCGGUCCUGGGGGUGCAGUGGGGGCUCAUCUCCAGUGUGUCUGUCAGUCUCAACUCCAUCUACACCAAGAAGGCGCUCCCCUACGUGAUGAACGACGCGUGGCGGCUGACUUUCAUCAACAAUGCCAACGCGUGCCUUCUGUUCAUCCCGUUCGUUGUCUACUUCGAGGGAGCCAUGCUGCGGGAGCAAGCGUCUACUGGUACGCUUUUCUCGAGGUCGAUUGUGACGGGCCUGGUUGUGUCGGGCGUCCUGGGAUUCUUGAUGGGGAUCGUUUCCGUCAUGCAGAUUCGCGUCACGAGUCCGCUGACCCACAACAUAUCGGGGACUGCCAAGGCGGGUGUGCAGAGCAUCAUGGCGUUUUACAUCUGGGAUAACGAGGCGACCGUCUUGGCUUGCGUGGGAAUCUUCUUGGUGCUGUUCGGGUCAAGCCUGUACACGUACGUCAAGAUCACGGAGGCGCAGAAAGGACAGGCGAAGGUCGAAGGCGGAAAGCCGCUCUUGCCCAAGUAAAUGAAUCAACCAAUCAAUCGUCUUCUGAGGAAUAGAUAGGCGCGUCGGCCGCCGCGACAAGGCGUGACCUUCCAUGCUUAGGGAUAGGUAGAGCUUCGCAAAACACGGCGGGUAAGAGGAAGGUUGGACGUCGGCAGCAGAGUCGGCAUCGAACGGUGUUGGUGCUUGGCGUGCUUGGUAUGGAUGCCACUUUAGGACGAGGCGGAACGCAGCUUGUUUGUCGCUGUGUUUUUUUAGUCUUGGCUGUUUUUCGUGUGGUGGGCGGGUGGACUUUGGCGUGAGGGUGGUCAACGGCAGCAGACGUGCCUGGUGUUUCGGUAGGAGGUGUGCACGGUAGUGCAGCAGCGGUGACGAUGAGGGUAAGACCGGGGGGAUGAAUGAUCCAAGAUGAUCGUGCCACAUGACCUGGAUGCCCGGAUAUCUUCUCUUAUCGUAGUCUUGUACUCUUGCUGGUUUCUGAUGCUGUUGCUUCUACCCCNCCCCCCCCCCCCCCCAGGGUAUUGCCGCCUUGUGGUCAAAUGUCCUUGUUGGGCUCUCUGGAACUUUUCAUGAAGGUAUCUUUUGUUCGCGAGCUCAUGUGGUAAGGCUGGCUAUGUUAGACGUGUACAUUUAAGGUUAGUUGCAUCAUGUCUGUGGAUCUGUCCUGUCGUGUUUAUUUUGAUUAUUUUUCCAUGCCCCCGGCAGCUGGACUAGCUAGCGUCCUCUGUUAUUGCCAGCGUGAGCGGUCGUGAACUUGAAAAUGUACGCAGGAAUCGCAGCUAAUGGUUGACCCCUUUUCAGACACCAAGCUACUGCUGAUGCCAUGUAUUUUUGCUAAGAGGGUUUGAGUAAAGCUGUGAGCAGGCGGUGUGGAAGCUCUCGAAGGUUUGAAUAUCGUUAUGUCUCCGUGUGCGGCUGGAUAUGGGAUACAAACAACGCAUGGUGUUUUUUUUUUUAUGUUUUGGUUGUUGUUGCGACAGAGCAUUGGGCGACGGCCGCUGGAGGUACGUUCGCUUGUGUAAAAAUCGAGAUUUUCUCCCUUUGUCUGUGUGGGUGGGGUGGGAGGGAGAGUCGUACACUACGAGAAAUUGCGGUAAGGGUGGCUUCGGAUGCGUGACGUCGCAGCAGUAGUUCGGCGUGUUGCUCUGGCAAGAGUGUGUGGCGCCGACAUGUCUGCUUGUUGUGACUUGGUCUCACGGCCGUCUUUUAUGAUACCCGAGCCUCCGUGGUGUGGUGUUCCAUCUAAAUCUAUCUGUCGGGCGCGCUUGGUGUUUGUCUUCUUAAUAGCGGGGAUGGAGAGAAUGGGGCUUGCGCCAAUCGCUGAUCACGUUCUCCCCGUCAUCAUGCUGUGGACUCUGGGUAUGUUGCCAAUUGUUGUUUGAAUCCUCUGCCGCCAACGUUGCAACAAGCACAAAACAUUGUCCUCACUCUCGUUUCCAUUCGG
Ectocarpus sp. CCAP 1310/34 is the source of this 2751-nucleotide messenger RNA. NCBI's taxonomy places the organism in Eukaryota, Phaeophyceae, Ectocarpales, Ectocarpaceae. The record is from the annotation of a GenBank genome assembly.